This is a messenger RNA of Acanthamoeba castellanii str. Neff, 999 nucleotides long. RefSeq lists its product as uncharacterized. Gene Ontology annotation, cellular component: membrane. The record is from RefSeq and is a predicted model, not a curated record. Lineage: Eukaryota; Discosea; Longamoebia; Acanthamoebidae. The coding region runs from base 1 to 999 and encodes 332 amino acids. Gene Ontology annotation, biological process: transmembrane transport. Gene Ontology annotation, molecular function: ATPase-coupled transmembrane transporter activity; ATP binding; ATP hydrolysis activity. The transcript is spliced from 4 exons.
AUGCUGGAGUCGAACAUGAAUCGGGUGGAGCGGCUGCUGCACUACACGGCCACCCCGCCCGAGGCCCCACUCGCCCUCGCCCGCGGGCAGCGCUGGGACCCCAAGCUCCGCCAAAUCGUCAGCACCACCGGUGUUGACGUGGAGGAGGGACUCGAGGCCGGCGACGAUGAGGAGGAGCAGUGGCCGACGGAGGGGCGGAUCGAGUUCCGCGACGUAUGGAUGCGCUACCGCGACGAGCUCGGCCACGUCCUCAAGGGCAUCGACCUCUCGUCGCUGAUCAACGCCCUGUUUCGGCUGAUCGAGCUCGACCGGGGCCAGAUCCGGGUCGACGGCCGCGACAUCGCCGCGCUCGGGCUGCACCGCGUGCGGUCGGCGCUGGCCAUCAUCCCGCAGGACCCGGUCCUCUUCUCGGGCUCGGUGCGCUCCAACGUCGACCCGUUCGGCCGGCACGCGGACCAGGCCGUGUGGCGCGCGCUCGACAAGGUGGGCCUGCGCGCCUUUGUCGCGGCCCAGCGCCUGGGGCUCGACGCCAAGCUGACGGCCGGCGGCCACAACCUGUCGGUCGGCCAGCGGCAGCUCGUGUGCAUGGCACGCGCGCUGCUGUGCGACGAGGCGCGGGUGCUGGUGCUGGACGAGGCGACGGCGAGCGUGGACAACCGGACCGACCGGGCCAUACAGGACACCCUGCGGCGCGAGUUCGCGGGGCGCACGGUGGUGGUUAUCGCCCACCGCCUCCACACCGUCAUCGAGAUGGACCGCAUCAUCGUGAUGGACGAGGGGCGGGUGGUGCAGUACGGGAAGCCGUGGGAGCUGCUGGAGGCGAACGAGGGACCAUUCGCGCGGCUGGUCGAGCAGACCGGCGCCGUGACCGCCCAGUACCUGCGCGCCAUGGCCCGCCAGCACCACUCGGGCGAUGGCUCUUCUGCUUCUUCUUCUUUCUCUUCGACCGCCACCACCAUCACUUCACCACCACCUCCGCCCGUGGACUUGCUCGGCUGA